AUGCGGCAGGAUUGGUCCUCAGUCGACUGGAAGGCAUUUUUUUUGAAAAACCCUCCCCGCUUCCUUGAGAAACCCAAAAUCAAGGGUCAUGAUCUGCCUCUACUUUUAUCAGAGUCAUGGUCGCCUGCCCACGGGCUCGUUUGGUUAACGGUUUUGUCACCGAUUUCAAGGGGUCCGAAUGAACAGAGAGCUAAGGUUCUUGCUGAACUCCACUGUGAAUUACUUGAAGUUCUUGCCGUUCCGAUCCCUCGAGGAAAGCAUUUGCGGGGUUCAGGCGGAAUGGUUCUAGAGCCACCUUCUAGUACGUGGCGGCUGAAGUUUUCCACCGAUAUCGAGCCCCUUUUUCACUACCUUGCUUCUGAAAAACUCGGUAGUUGCGCUGGGACCCUUCCUCUGCUGCGAUUGGUUGAACUCCUGCAAACCUCAUGGCAUAGUGGCCGUCUGCUGGAGUGCAAUCCCAGUAAAUUUAUCUGA
Messenger RNA from Mesocestoides corti, 474 nucleotides. NCBI's taxonomy places the organism in Eukaryota, Metazoa, Platyhelminthes, Cestoda, Cyclophyllidea, Mesocestoididae. The record is from the annotation of a GenBank genome assembly.